Molecule: messenger RNA, 444 nt
Organism: Gamsiella multidivaricata
Lineage: Eukaryota; Fungi; Mortierellomycota; Mortierellomycetes; Mortierellales; Mortierellaceae
Exons: 1
Coding region: 1-444 (147 amino acids)
Source: RefSeq, a predicted model, not a curated record
AUGGGCGUAGUGGGGCUGUGGAGCGUCUUGAAAAAGAAAAGAUUCGAGCCUGGUACCGCGAAAGCAGACUACAGCAAGCCAAAGGUUGCAUAUCACCUGGAUCUGUUCGCCUGUCUCUUCGUGCAAAUUUGGUCGGCCUUUUGCACAUACAAAGACACAGAGAAGGCGCAUGAAGCCAUCCAGCGAGCGCUACUGAGACUCUUCCCCGGUCCAAACAAUAUUACCAUUUACCUGGAUGGGCUUCAAGCCUUAGAGAAGAGGGCGACUCACCUCAAGCGUCUAAAGAUUGCCGAAGAUGCUUUGCUGAAAGCAAGAGAGUCCUACCCGUCCAUCGAGAAACACAUCGGCAACAGGCAGGACAAAUGGUCAUCCAAACAGAAGGAAAAGGAGUUUGUCAAGGCCUUUCAAAAGACAAUGAUUUUGAACUACGAGGACAGGCAGUAG